This is a messenger RNA of Mus pahari (shrew mouse), 4500 nucleotides long. It is a transcript of the gene Zcchc18, whose product is annotated as zinc finger CCHC-type containing 18. The record is from RefSeq and is a predicted model, not a curated record. Gene Ontology annotation, cellular component: nucleus. The transcript is spliced from 4 exons. NCBI's taxonomy places the organism in Eukaryota, Metazoa, Chordata, Mammalia, Rodentia, Muridae. The coding region runs from base 672 to 1853 and encodes 393 amino acids.
GACUAAAAGCCGCCGCUGCUCUGCAGGCUGAAAUUGAGGGCGGGGGCAGCUGCAGCUGCCUUGGAAACCGCGGCUGCGACUCUGCUACCCCUGGCUGGGCGACCCUGCAGAGAGCCUAGCCCAGACAGCUCAGAGGCUGAGGCGCCAUCCUUUCCUCUGCAAGGCCUACGAGGUGUGACAGCUCUUCACAGCAGACCCUGAGCAUCCUCUGCUCAUCUACGAAGGUAAAGGGAGGUGCAACCGCAUAAUGCGGAGAUGGGAGGAUGAAACCUUAAUAUUUUGGGCUUCAGAAUUGGCAGCUUCGAGGCAAGGAAGUGAACACCCUAGCGGUUGGGCUAUAUGGUGGUAUGAGCAGCUCAUCAAAGCCGUUAUCAAACGUGAAUUCUGUGUGACUGAUUGCAGAGCUGUUUAGACUAGAGGCCCAGAGCACCUGGAUCUGAGAGCCUGCGGUCAGGGAUCAAUCCUACCCAGACAAGAACUAUUACGGAAAGCACUUGUUGCAGAGACUGGGCUGGAAAUAAAGGUGGAAGCCAGUUUCUGAGCUCUGUUCCUACCCAAACACAAGGAAGAGACUGCCGGGGAACGUUCCUUUGGAGGUUUCUGCAGAUUGGACUGUCUUUGUUUGCAGAGAGUCCAAGCGUCUUGUAUUCAGAUAUCCAAUUGUUGCGGGCAUGGCUAGCCUCCUUGCUGGGAUGGGGAACAGUCGCCGGCAGAAUGCAGCUUUUAUGCCUUUUGCCCAUUCCAUGCUGAGGGCCCUGGGGAGGAGUCUUGGUCCUUUGAUUGCCAAUAUUGCAGAGAGAAACAUACAGUCGUUCUCUGGGAGGGCAGAGCUAGGGCCCGGGGAAGAAACCUUUGAGAACUGGCUAAGCCAAGUCCAUGAGGUCCUGCCAGAUUGGCCCAUGUCUGAAGAAGAAAAGAUCAAACGCCUGAUGAGAACCCUUAGGGGCCCUGCCCGGGAGGCCAUGCGGUUGUUCCAGGCUGACAAUCCCAAUCUAAAUGUCGCAGAAUUUUUGCGGGCAAUGAAGUUGCUCUUUGGGGAGUCUGAGAGCAGUAUAACAGCACAUGGCAAAUUUUUAAACACCCUGCAGGCACAGGGAGAGAAACCAUCCCUGUAUGCGAUCCGUUUAGAGGUGCAGCUGCAGAAUGCUAUCCAGGCAGGGGUCCUUCCUCAGAGCGAGGCAAACCGGACUCGCCUGCACCAGCUCCUUGUAGGGGCUGAGCUGAGUAGGGAGCUGCGCAUCAAGCUUAAGGGUCUUCUCCAAAUGCAUGCGCACAAUGAGCAAGAGUGCCUUCCUGACUUCCUGGAGUUAAUCAGGAUGAUAAGGGAGGAAGAGGAUUGGGAUGACAAUUUCCUUAGAAAUAAGCGGCCCAGGAGAUCCGAGACAGUAAUGGAGCGGGCAGCCAGCCCUGUCGUCUUUCAGGGCUCCCUGCCUAUAGUGAUAGGCAGUGCCGACUGUAAUGUGAUAGAGAUAGAUGAUUCCCAGGAUGAUUCGGAUGAGGAUGUGAUCCUGGUGGAGCCUGAGGACCCUCCACUCUCAUCCCCAGGUGCCUCAUCCCUCCGAGGCACAGCCAGUACUCAGGAAGAAAUGCUAAUUAUCGAAUCCCCUGAUGAUUUUGAUGAGGAGUCUCCUUCCACUAGCAGUGGUUCUGGGCAAAGGAAUAACGGGCCUGGGGAUCUAGGUAGAACCAGAAAGCGCAAGUACCCAAUCCGCUGUCCUCACUGUGGGGAAGAGGGCCACGCCAAAGAAACCUGUGACAAUACCAGCAACAAGGGCCAGGUUUUUGAGAAUUUGAUAGUCACUCUGCAGGAGCUGACUCACAUGGAGAGACCAAAACCCUCUGUACCAUACUAAGGUGUGAGACUCAGCCCCAGAUCAGUGUUUAAAUCUCCUCAGAAGCUAAUUCUGGAGGAAAAAAGGAUGGGGUGGGCUUCUGACAUAAGGAAUUCAUUUAAACCAAGCUUUUCUUUGGAGAAGAAAAAGCAAACUGGGGUACCAUGCAACAGAGAGGCAUGGGCUCACAUCAUUCCUUGCUCAUUCCAUUAACUGCUACAUGGUUGUUUCUCUGUGUGUCUUUCUCUGGUGAUUUUAAUCUAUCCGUGAAGUGGUAUCUUUUUGAACCUUCCAGAUGAAAUUAAAAAGAAAAAACUAAAGUGUGCAUUACCUGAAAAUCUCACCCUGAAUUGUCAGCCCUUUGGUGAAUGUCCUGUAUAUUUAUUUCCCUGUACCUGUGUGCCUAGGUAUAUAUGUAUUGAUAAAAGUGAUCACAUAUAAGUGCUGUUCUAUAUUAUGUAUUUUUUCAUCAGGCAGUAUAUAUUGUGGACUUCUAAAUAGAUGAAUAUAUAACCAUCUAAUGUCAUGCAUACUAUAUCUUUGGUGAAGACAAAUAAAAACUGAAACUAAUUGUAACAACUACAGCAGGGGUGUUUGAUUUAAAGGUAGGAGGGGAAGUUGAAAUGAGCUACAUAUCUCUUCAACACCUGUUGUAGUUACUGGUCUGCCUCCUAGUUCAUACAGCCAUCUGCACCAACUAGUUAAUGUCUCAAUGUCCUCAAACAUAUAUUGAGAAGUCUGACCAUGGCCCAAAAGAAGAGCCACCCCUGUCUGGUUCUGCCUCACCUCUCAGCCUGAAAUCAGAAGCUGAAGCUGACUUCUGGUAUCUGUCUUUGAGUAUCCUUCUUGUGGGUACAUUAGUCUUUUACUGAAAAAAAAAAAAGAAGAAUGACUGCAUAUAAGGCUGACGGCAGAGUGUAAAUGAAUGCUGAUUUAAGGAUCUGAAACAUUUGUAAAAGAUUAAUAUUUAUUUGAAGUAUAGGACUUUUUGCCUGCAUGUAUUAUGAGCUUACAGAAGGCCAUAAGAUGGUGUCAGAUCCCCUGUAUCUGGAGUUUUAAGUAUCCAUAUGGGUAGGUACCGUGAACAAAAUCUAGGUCUUCAAGGGCAUAAAGUGCUCCUGUCUGCUGAGAUAGCUCUGCAGUUGCAGUCUGAAUCAUUUUACCCCAAUAUAAUAGGGUUUGCACAGGUUUGUGAAGAGGGUGUGCAACAGUGGUAGCUGGCAUGUCAGGGACAAAGUAGAGGCCAGGUGCUACAUGCAAGUUAUAUAGCCUUCCCCGGGAUUCUGUACUCACAACCAGCUUUAGAGUGCUUUUCCUAGAAUCACCCUUCUUGGGUGGCCCUGCUGGGCCUCUUGUCCUGUUCCAUCCCUACCCCCACAAUAUCCUCUUGUUCUUCCCCUUUACUGAAGCCACAUUCGUUUCUUGGUGAUGGAGUUGGCUCACACCCUUCUGUGUUUUCUGCCCAUAACCAUCUCCCCUGCUUUCAGCACUUCAUGUUGACCUAAAGCCUUCAGGGUCAGAAGGGGAGUAGAAGGCCCUGCGGUCCUGAGAUAGAGCUUGCCAGGGGCAAAGGUUCAAGGGGGAGAGACAUUUCUUACAUCUUUCUCAAAUAAUUCUGGGCACUUGGCAGUCAUAUCCAUAUCUGAAUAGUCAAAAUGGGCCCCUCCCCUACCUCCUGCCUAGGUUGCUCAGGCCUACAAAGUCACAGGGUCCUCAACCUUCUUUCAAUUUUAUAGCUCUUACCUUUUUUCUAUAAUCAAAUCUACCCUGAUUCCCAGAAUAUAAAAUCAUUUCUGCCCAGGCUGCUCAUCUUUUCUCAGUCUUACUCUGUUUUGGGGGGAGUUCCCCAGAUUUACAGGUUCCAUUAGAAAAUAGCUAGCUUUAAGAAGAAAUAUGUGCUAUAUCCACACUGCUGCUGUUACCUUGGAGGUCCAGUGUGGAUUGUUGAUUGGAAAAGCUAUAGCUUUUAUAUUCUGUAGCACAUCCUCUUGUAUUCCAUUCCCAUCCUUUCAACUAUACAAACCUGAGAGUGUGUGAAUUUUCAUUUCACCAAAAAUGGUGAAAAGCUGAUGGUUUCAUUUUACUUUGUGGGACACUGAAUUUUCCUUUAUUGAAGAACUAUGUACAGACUUUGUGUGUGACAACUGGCCUAGGACCUAGUACCUAUCACCCUCCUAGUGGCUGCUGAGCCCUGCCAACUACCUAGUGCUUGCUGCUGCCCUCAAGGCCAUGCCCUGGAGCUCUUUAAUAAAACAGCCCUUAACGUGCUGCAGCCUCCAGAGUUUAGAAAUGAAAAUUUUUUUAUCUUUAGCUUCAACCUUGAAGACACUUCUGUUCUUUACAGCUUUAAGGAUCACAGUUCCUAUCUGAUUGUAUUUUACAACUAAAUCUUAUAUUUGAAAAUGCCGUUGGAAUGUCCAAUAGAGACAGCUAUUUUAUGCUGCAAUUGCUGCUGUUCACGUGGUUCUGGCCCUGUUUGUCUAUGUGGCCUGGAAUAAAGGCUCAUGGUGGCAUGAAGACAAAGAGGACUAAAGCAAAUAUCACCUUUUAAUCACAUGAAAUUUAUUUUUGGAAUAUGUUAAAACACUUCUGGGAUAUUGAUAAUAAAUAUAUUGCUUGAAUAAAGUUGAAAGAACAUACUUAAAAACAAAGAAAUAUGUACAAACUG